Messenger RNA from Cheilinus undulatus (humphead wrasse), 1375 nucleotides. Its product is annotated as SLC35A4 upstream open reading frame protein-like. The coding region runs from base 59 to 370 and encodes 103 amino acids. The transcript is spliced from 3 exons. Lineage: Eukaryota; Metazoa; Chordata; Actinopteri; Labriformes; Labridae. The record is from RefSeq and is a predicted model, not a curated record.
UUCUCUUUUGACAGAGCCACAAGAAAAGAAGAAGAGAGCUGCCGCAACAAGCGAAGCCAUGGCUAAUGACAAGAGUCCCCUGGGUCAGCUCAAAGACCUGGUGGAGCUGAAGGACCAGCUGGAGGACAUCCAGAGACGGAUGGAGGAUGAGAUACAAGCUGGAGUUCCUCCAGGAGGCAGUCUGCUCGCCUCUCCUUUCCUGAAGGGGUUCCUAGCUGGCUACGUCGUUGCACGGCUACGGUCUUCUGCACUGAUGGGUGUUGUCGUAGGAACAUGUACCGGAAUCUAUGCUGCACAGAAUUAUGCUGUUCCCAACAUUGAAAACACAAUCAAAGACUACAUCAACAACCUGAAAGGUGGGAGAAAAUGAGAAGAGCAGAAGAAAACUAAGACAACAGGAAAGGAGAUUGACAGAAGAGGGACCUCAGAGAAGAGAAUGCUGAUUAUUGCUGCAUACGGGAACAGACAUGUAUUUUAAAGAUAAAACAUUUUCAUAAAUUCUUGUCUUUCAACGUGGAUUGAUUAACUAAAAGAAGAUCUUACAGAAUUCAGUCAAAAUGGCGGCUGUUUAGUUUGUUUUUUUGUCUUGUUUGAGGAUAUUUGUGUGUAAAAUGGGCGACUGAACAACAUGCAGACACAUAAGAAGAUGCAUGUUAACAAUUCCCUCAUUUUAGUCAUACUCUAGACCCCCUUUUCUUUCAGUAUGAUCUAUGAUAGAUAUUAAGACCAACAGCCAUCAUUGAGUUUACCAUUGUAACUGUAAUAAUUGAUCUCUGACCUCCUAUCUUAUCCUGCCUGCCACUGUGUUGUGCUAUAAAGAUUGUUUGGUUCAUAACAACACACGUGUUUCUUCAGCUCUUCAGAUUAAUGGAGACUAUUUCUUUUCUCUGAGAUCAAUUUUUACACAGAAUGCUUUAGAGGCUGAAAGAAGUUCAUCUCACAACUUACCAGUUUCUAAAGUGAAACGUGAGCUUUAGAAAUGUAUUGUCUCCUUCCCUCUAGUGGUCGGAAAUCAUUUACAACAGCUGCAGUUAAUUUGUACUUACUUGCUCAGGGUUUGAUAGAGCAUGUAUAAAAUAUAUCACCUCACAUCCCAUGUUGCUUUUCAAGGUAAAACCUGUUGGACUUGUUUCUUGUUUGAAUAUGUCAAAGCAAAGUUUGUGGUGGUGUUUGUCUUUUUAAGCAUGGCACUCCCUGUGAUGAUUAUAGGUCAAUUUUUACUAACUUUAACAUUUCUUUGUUUUGUGUCCUAAACCCUGUAGCACUUUUACUUUUAAGGAGCUGUCAUUUUGGUAUAACCCACCUUACAAAGUCUUUCAGACCUCAAAUACACACCAAAGUUUAUUUUUUACAUUUAAGAAUAAAGUUUAAAUUG